CACCACUGAGUGGCAGUACUGAGCACAGUGUGCAGUCAUGCAGAGUCAUGCACAGUGGCAGUACUGCUAAUUCUCAGCAUAAAUAAACCCUUUCAUUCAUUUUCCCCAAUUUCUUCCCUCACACGUUUCCAAACAUGGCCAGAGUCAUAAGCCACACGCACGUUUCCGGGCACGACUUCUACACCAUCGACGUUGACGGAGACCCUGUCAGGGUCACUGUCACGUCCACCGCCUCUGUCGUGCGCCGUUGGAUCACCUCCAGUCUCAACCUCCAUCGCCGCCACGUUUACCUGCGGCGCCUUGUUGUCGGCCUCGGAGUCCAGUGGAGUCCCGGCGGUUCAGAUCCUCCGGCGGAUACGUUGCAGCUCUGCGUUGGUCGCCGCUGCCUCAUCUUCCAACUCGCUCACGCCGACCGCGUGCCGAGGAACCUCCGCACGUUCCUGAAUCAUAGGUCUCACACCUUCGUCGGAUUCUGGAACCAUUCGGACCGCCGGAAACUGGAGAAUUCGGAGCAGUGUUUGGAUAUGUGUCGCGAUCCUCUGGAUCUGAGGUUUUUUGCGGAAACUGAGAACGAUGAGAAUCUCGUUCAAGAUUCGGUGAAUGAGAUAGUGGAGAAAUGCCUUGGUUACAUAGUGGACCAGAGGAGGGAGAUCAGCAUGAGCAAUUGGAAUAGAAAAUAUCUUAGCAGGGAGCAAGUUGCUUAUGCUACCGUUGAUGCCUACUGUGCGUUCCUCGUUGGAAGAAACAGCAGAGUGUGGAACGUGGAAACCCGUUAGGUAUUAGGUAACUCAUGCUAAUUUCUUACUAUAGCACGAAUGCUUCUGGUUCAGUUCUUACUUUACUCAUUUCACAGUA
This is a messenger RNA of Vigna angularis (adzuki bean), 855 nucleotides long. RefSeq lists its product as uncharacterized. The transcript has a single exon. The record is from RefSeq and is a predicted model, not a curated record. Gene Ontology annotation, molecular function: nucleic acid binding; 3'-5' exonuclease activity. Gene Ontology annotation, biological process: nucleobase-containing compound metabolic process. Bases 135 to 776 code for a protein of 213 amino acids. Gene Ontology annotation, cellular component: nucleus; cytoplasm. NCBI's taxonomy places the organism in Eukaryota, Viridiplantae, Streptophyta, Magnoliopsida, Fabales, Fabaceae.